AUGAACUCUUCAACCCUAACCAACGAGCCUAACCCCAAUACUACACCCGAGAACCCUCCGAAACCAAAGAAGACCCGUCGCAGUCGCCAUGCCCCCGAGCCCGACUGGUCUGCCAUGGUGCGUGAGAAGAUACGGAAACCGCAGAACCGCGUAGGGCAGGCCUGUGAUCGGUGCAAGCUCAAGAGAAUGCGCUGCUCACAGGGUGAGACUGGCUGCGCUGCAUGUCUGGCAUGCGGGAUACCCUGCAAAGUGACCGAUCGCGUGAGCGGCGAGACGAUGGUGCGAGGCGAGGUGGCGCGCAUGAAGGCUCUUAUCUUCAAGCUGAGGAGUAAGACGGCUUUGUUGGAGGAGCAGGUAAAGCAGCUGGAGCAGAAGAAUGCUCAGCUUCAGGGGCAAAUGGGGCAAAUGGGGCGAAUGGGGCGGUCUUAUGAGAGUUAUGUGGAGCAGUGUGAGGCGGAUCUUGGUCCUAGAGUGAUGUGA
Penicillium bovifimosum is the source of this 480-nucleotide messenger RNA. Its product is annotated as putative C6 finger domain protein. Gene Ontology annotation, biological process: regulation of DNA-templated transcription. Bases 1 to 480 code for a protein of 159 amino acids. The record is from RefSeq and is a predicted model, not a curated record. Gene Ontology annotation, molecular function: DNA-binding transcription factor activity, RNA polymerase II-specific; zinc ion binding. NCBI's taxonomy places the organism in Eukaryota, Fungi, Ascomycota, Eurotiomycetes, Eurotiales, Aspergillaceae. The transcript is spliced from 3 exons.